AUGGUCGUGAAUAGCUUCACCGUCUCGGUCGCUCAGCAAACCAAUCACCGCGCAAUCAAGCCGUGUCCCACCCCAGGAACCGCACAACGGCUCCACCACCACACGACAGAGCCGCCCCAAGCUGGAAUUGACAAACCGUCGCCGGAAAGAGAAAUCCCAGCCGCAGCAGAAGGGAACUCGAGCCAUGGAAUUCGAGCGGUGGAGCAGGAGAAAAGGGGCGAGAACCAAGCACUUAGGACCAGAAACCGCCGGCGAAGCACGACGCCUGCGGAGGAAGGCAGACAGCUAGUUACACUAGCUAAUUUACUUAGAACUAUUUUGGAGCUAGUUACACUAGUUAAUUUUCUUAGAGUUAUUUUGGAGUUGGAGCAAGUACACCAGCUAAUUUUCUUGGGGUUAUUUGGAGUUGGAGCUAUUCUGGGGCUACUUACACUAGCUAAUUUACUUGAAACUAUUGUAGAGUUGGAGUUAUUCAGAGGUGGAGCUAUCUUGGAGUUAAUUAUACUAGCUGAUUGUCCUUCGAUGGAGCCGCGAGUAGGGAGCAGGUAUCGAUUGGAUCGGAAGAUAGGAAGUGGGUCCUUUGGAGAGAUCUAUCUGGGGACGAAUAUUCAGACUAAUGAAGAGGUGGCAAUUAAGCUAGAAAAUGUGAAGACAAAACAUCCUCAGUUGCUGUAUGAGUCGAAGUUGUACAGAAUUUUACAAGGCGGAACUGGGAUACCAAAUGUACGAUGGUUUGGUGUCGAAGGUGACUAUAAUGUUCUGGUUAUGGACUUGCUUGGACCCAGUCUUGAAGAUCUAUUCAAUUUCUGCAAUAGGAAACUUUCUCUGAAGACUGUUCUGAUGCUUGCUGAUCAAAUGAUCAAUCGUGUUGAGUUCUUCCAUUCAAAAUCAUUUUUACAUAGAGAUAUAAAGCCAGAUAAUUUUCUCAUGGGUUUGGGACGGCGUGCAAAUCAGGUCUACAUCAUUGAUUUUGGCCUGGCGAAGAAAUAUAGGGAUAGUUCAACUCAUCGACAUAUUCCUUAUAGACAUCUGAGGUCCAAUCCUGCACUUAGUGAGGUGAUUGACAGCACUUAUAAUAACGAAAAGGUUUUCAGUUUUGAUGGAGGUAUGCCGUAUGAGGCGAAAGAUGCCUUUCAUGUUGUUUGUUGGUGGGGCUUGGAGAAUAAAAACUUGACCGGGACAGCACGUUAUGCUAGUAUGAAUACUCACCUGGGCAUAGAACAAAGCAGGAGGGAUGAUAUGGAAUCUCUUGGAUUUGUCUUGAUGUACUUUUUAAGAGGAAGCCUACCUUGGCAGGGAUUGAAAGCUGGAACUAAGAAACAGAAAUAUGAGAAAAUAAGUGAGAAAAAGGUGUCAACUUCUAUUGAGGCAUUAUGCCGAGGUUAUCCCACCGAGUUUGCAUCAUAUUUCCAUUAUUGCCGUUCGCUCCGUUUUGAGGACAGACCAGAUUAUGCUUAUCUUAAGAGAAUAUUCCGUGAUCUCUUCAUUCGCGAAGGGUUCCAAUUUGACUAUGUAUUUGAUUGGACUAUCUUGAAGUACCAGCAAUCUCAGAUGGCUGCCCCUCCACGUGCUCCUGGCCCAAAUGCUGGUACAAGCUCUGGACUUCCCCCUGCAAUUCCUAGUGGUGAGGAAGAAUGGAGACUAGUAGGAACUUCUUCAGCAGAUCCUUCUAGAAGAAGAGGUUCGGGACAGCUUAUAAAUGCUGGGAGCUUGUCAAGACAGAAAAGUCCAGCUGCAAAUGACUCAGCUAGCAAGGAUGCUAUGCUCUCUAGCUCCAGUUUCUUAGGAAAGUCCAGUGGCACACUUAGACAACCCACCAUUUCUGGAAGAACCUCACCUUCGGGUAGGAACAAUAUUGGAAUAAAGAGUUACGACUCAACCAUAAAGGGUAUCGAGAGUUUGAAAUUUGAUGAUGAACAAAGGCUUCACUGAAUGCUGUGUGUAAAUGCUUGCUACUGGUACAUAUGCCAUUAUUGUAUAAAUAUCUUCAAAGUUGUGAUAACAAAGAGGGAGGGUUAAUGGUGCCCUCGGGAAUUUUUCUCUCUGGUGAAAUUUGAAACUCAAAUUUCCAGAAAUGACCCGUUUGUUCAGUAUUUGUAGUCAUAAUAGAUAACCGAUAAAAUAACUCGAGUGGAUUUGUAGGGUGGUUUAAAGCUCUGCUGUUCUUCUCUUGUUGUGUAGUUUGGGUCUUUUUAUUACUUGGCUUUAUUUCUACCCUGUCUUCUUGGGUGUUCUUUGUAAAAUUGACUGCUGUAAAGAUUGGCUGUUUUACAGAAUUAUUUACCUGUUCAGAAUAUCUGGAGCCCAGAUAGAUCAAUUACGGAUAUCAAUACUUUAAUUAAUAAUCUUCCUUCCAUUGA
Molecule: messenger RNA, 2360 nt
Organism: Striga asiatica
Lineage: Eukaryota; Viridiplantae; Streptophyta; Magnoliopsida; Lamiales; Orobanchaceae
Source: the annotation of a GenBank genome assembly